Messenger RNA from Cajanus cajan (pigeon pea), 1725 nucleotides. Its product is annotated as homeobox-leucine zipper protein ATHB-13. The record is from RefSeq and is a predicted model, not a curated record. Lineage: Eukaryota; Viridiplantae; Streptophyta; Magnoliopsida; Fabales; Fabaceae. Gene Ontology annotation, cellular component: nucleus. Gene Ontology annotation, biological process: positive regulation of DNA-templated transcription. Gene Ontology annotation, molecular function: DNA-binding transcription factor activity, RNA polymerase II-specific; sequence-specific DNA binding.
UCAAACAUCUCACCCCUUGUCCCUCUCUUUCUCCCUUCUUUCUCCUCUCAACUUCCUUUUCCUUUUGAAAUUAUCGCAUAAGAGAACAAAAGGCUCUCCCUUAAACUGGUAAGGUAUAUAAGCCACCCUUCAGAGCAAUUUGUCCAUCUUCUUCAAUUUCUUAGCAGAAUAUGUGGUGCAUUAGACCAUAGUCUUUGUCAUCGUUGCUUCCACAACAACUUGGUCCAACCUUUCCAAAUAUUCACAUAAGAGAACAAAAUCGCCCUACCUAGAAACUGAUAUGCUAUAUAAGCCAUCCUUUGGAGCAAUUAAUAUGUCCACUCUCUUCAAUUUAGCAGAAGGUGUUGUGUAUUAGACCAUAGUCUUUGUCAUUGUUGUUUUACCACAACACAGUUUAACCUUUGAGAAUCAGCAAUCUUCUCUUGUUAUAUAUCACACAUGGUGAUCAGAACAUCAUUAAGCUAUUGAAGAUCAGUGGCAGGGAUAAACUAGCAAUGAUAUGGCCUUCUUCCCAGCAAAUUUCAUGCUACAAACACCUCACCAAGAUGACCAUCAACCUCCACCUUCACUCAACUCAAUUAUAACUUCAUGUGCACCUCAAGAGUACCAUGGAGGAGCAUCCUUUCUUGGCAAGAGAUCUAUGUCAUUUUCAGGGAUUGAACUUGGAGAAGAAGCCAAUGCUGAGGAAGAUUUAUCUGAUGAUGGAUCACAGGCAGGAGAGAAGAAAAGGAGGCUUAACAUGGAACAAGUGAAGACACUUGAGAAGAGCUUUGAGUUGGGAAACAAGCUUGAACCUGAGAGGAAAAUGCAGCUGGCAAGGGCUCUUGGAUUGCAGCCUAGACAGAUUGCUAUAUGGUUCCAGAACAGAAGGGCUAGGUGGAAGACCAAGCAGUUGGAGAAGGACUAUGAUCUUCUCAAAAGACAAUAUGAAACUAUCAAGGCAGAUAAUGAUGCACUUCAAGCUCAGAACCAAAAACUGCAGACUGAGAUAUUGGCACUGAAAAGCAGAGAACCAACUGAAUCCAUCAACCUCAAUAAAGAAACUGAGGGAUCCAGCAGCAAUAGAAGUGAGAACAGCUCAGAAAUCAAGUUGGAUAUCUCAAGAACACCAGCUAUUGAUAGUCCUCUAUCCACUCAGCAGAACAGCAGAACUCUCUUUCCACCUUCUGCUAGACCAACAGGAGUGGCUCAGCUUUUCCAAACUACUCCAAGGCCAGAAAUUCAGUGCCAAAAGAUUGAUCACAUGGUCAAAGAAGAGAGCCUAAGCAACAUGUUUUGUGGCAUUGAUGAUCAAUCUGGCCUAUGGCCUUGGUUGGAGCAGCAGCAUUUCAAUUGAAAGAGUGAGAGAGGGAGUUUCAGAUUAUUGCAAUGUAGUUUUCCCUUUUCCGGAUGAAAAUGAAAUCAUCUAGAGCCUAGAGGGUGUCUUUGUCAAUUGAUCACCAUACUUAAUGAGUUAUUAUAUUAAAACCCAUGUUUUGGUAAACUUGAUGUAUAAAAUAGGAUAUGUCAAGUAGAAUUUUUCUGUUGGGGGCUUGAUAAUUUUUAUAUAAAAGAAUAAAGGGUGGGGUUAGUCACCUUUUUCUUUUCAGUUAAUUAAUAUGACUAGUUUUCUUGAAACUUUUAAGUAAUGGGUCAUGAAAUUUUUUUUCCAAUUAACUGUGAGACCGUGCUUGUUGGUGUCUGAUUGCAGAGGGGCCACUAAAAUAAAGGAAGAUUCUCUGCUUA